AAAGCGGCUACUUUUGACUGGAACACCAGUUUCAAUAGUUGAAAGUCGAAUUAUCGAGUAAAUAGAAUUGGAAGGGUUGUUAAGAUUUUUGUUUAGGUGUACUUUUCUAACAUCGGCUAAGAAUAAUGUCGACAGCAAUGAAUUUUGGUACUAAAUCAUUUGCUCCUCGGCCACCGGAUAAAGGAGCAUUUCCGCUUGACCAUUUUGGUGAAUGCAGUGAAUUCAAAGACAAUUUUAUGAGGUGUCUCAGACAAAAUAAUUUUGAAAAUUCAUUGUGCAGGCAACAGUCUAAAGAAUACCUACAGUGCAGAAUGGAAAGGCAACUCAUGGCUAAAGAACCAUUGGAAAGACUUGGAUUUAAAGAUUUGCAAGACAAAGAAAAAGUAGAGAACAAGCCACAGUAAAUCAUAUCCAAGGACAAAUCUUGAAUAGCACUUGAAAAUUCCUUAUUGAGGACUGCUGAAUGCACUGAUUCUAGUCAUAUUUUCAGAAGUGUGGCGAGAGCAUACCAGAAUUCUUUCUUGACUUUUUCACUUCAGAAAGCAUAGCGCAUUAGAACGUGUGUGUACGUAUGUGUAUAUUAAAUGUAUGAAUGUGUUAAUGCUGGCAUAUCUUUUAGAAAUUUAAUUUUACUGUCAUUUGUAAUGCAUGAUACCAGAUUAUAAAUUGUAAAAUUGAGCAGUGUUUUUUUAUUUACUGCCUUGAUGAAAAAGUGACAGCAGCCCCAAGUCAACUUUAAAAUAGUAUACCCUUCUCAUUUUAAAACCAAGGAUCUAUGGAAGGAACUUGGAAAGACCUUCACCAGCCUAGCUGUGGAUUUCUGCACCAGCUGCAGUCUGUGAAUUUUGUAGCAGUAGUCUGUAUAUCUCAAGAGGAAGGUCUCAUAAAAGAAUGCCUUUGAGAUUUAUUCGGUCACUUUCUGCAAAAUGCAGUUCACAAAGACCAGGUUCGAACCUUCCAUUUCUUUGAAAUGUACUGUAAAGAACUGACAAAAUUCAUUUAGCAGCAAUUCCAUUUGGACACUUUUGCUUUUGCCAGUUUGUAUCUAUGCAUUUCUAAAGUAAUUUUGAAGUAAACGCCAGCACCAGAGGGCUCUGACUGGCUAAGUUUGCAGACUGUAAGCUAAGAGCAGUGGAGUCCUGAAAUGACCUGGCCAUCCUGCAAGAUUUGUCCCAAAUAAAUAACUAGUGCCAAAGUCAUGGACUGUAACUGAAUGCUAAAAAAUACAUUGUAUCCUUUGGGAAGUAAUCUAUCCUGAGGAGUUACCACAUUAAGUAUACACCACUAAGAGUUUAUCCUGUUGUUUGGAAUUUAGAAACUUACAUGGAUAGUGACCUAACUUUUGAGUAAUAUGUGUCCGUUGUAAGAAGGCCUUUGUAUAUUAUACAGCUAAUAAAGGGAUUGUGUCUAGA
Messenger RNA from Protopterus annectens (West African lungfish), 1412 nucleotides. Its product is annotated as cytochrome c oxidase assembly protein COX19. Gene Ontology annotation, biological process: mitochondrial respiratory chain complex IV assembly. Bases 126 to 404 code for a protein of 92 amino acids. The transcript has 3 exons. The record is from RefSeq and is a predicted model, not a curated record. NCBI's taxonomy places the organism in Eukaryota, Metazoa, Chordata, Ceratodontiformes, Protopteridae. Gene Ontology annotation, cellular component: mitochondrial intermembrane space.